AUGGAACCUCGUCCUUAUAUAGACAAGGCUUUCUCUUUGGUGAUUCAAGAAGAGAGGCAAAGAUCCUUAGGUUUCAAUCUGGGCUCAUCAGUUGAAACAACUGCUCUUGCUGUUAAAAAUCAAAGCUUUACUCAUGGCUCUGGUUUUGCAAGCAAUUCUAGCAAGAACUUCAAAGGCAAUGCUGGGAAAGGAAGGCCUAUGUGCAGUUAUUGUGGCAAACUUGGUCACAUCAAGGAAAAGUGUUACAAACUGGUUGGUUUUCCACCAAGUUAUAAGCAGAAAGGCAAGACUCCAAUGGCCAAUCAGAUUAGUCUUGAGGGUGAUCAAUCUCAGACUGGAGAAGCACAGCUAAGUAGUGGAAAUUUUCCAUUUACUUUUGACCAAUGCCAACAGUUGAUUUCUUUGCUCAACACUUAUGCCUUCUCAUAUGAUUCAUGUGAAGGUGUUCACUCAACCAAUUCUGCUAUCACUCCUAUUGCUACUUCAAGUAAUACUUGUCAUUUGUUUCAAGAUUGUAUAUCUUUAAACGUGCAACAUUCUGUAUUUGCUGUCAAUCCUGUGCACAAAACAGCUUUCAAUGGUGAGACUUGGGUUCUUGAUACUGGUGCUACAGAUCACAUAAUUCAUUCUGUCACUUUAUUCACCAAAAUCAUUGGUUCCAUAUCCACCUUUGUUCAAUUGCCUAAUGGUGAGAAAGUUAUUGUCACUCACAUAGGAACAAUUCAAAUCACAUCUACCUUAAUUCUUGAGAAUGACCUGUCAUGUUGGAAAACAAUUGGAGUGGGUAAAUUGCACAACAAUCUUUACUUGCCGCAAGUUUCACCAGAUUGCACAUCCAUAUCAGGAGCUUCUUCCAUUUUGCAGCUGUCUUCUCCUAUUUUGAACAAUAAGUCUCCUUUUGAGAAAUUAUAUGGCAAACUCCAUUCUUAUGAGCAUCUCAAGGUCUUUGGGUGUCUUUGUUUUGCUUCAACUUUAGUUCAUCAUAGGUCUAAGUUUGAUCCUAAAUCUGUCCCUUGUGUUUUUCUUGGAAUCCCCUUUGGUGUUAAAGGUUACAAGCUUCUUAACUUGUUUGCUAAAAGGAUUUUUGUUUCAAAGGAUGUAACCUUUCAUGAAACAAUUUUUCCUUUUGUGUCAAAUCCUUAUUCUUCUUCCCAUUCCAACAUUCCUUUACCUCAUUUGUUUCCUUCAGUGGCUUCCCCUCAUGAUCCUUUGCUUUCUUUUCCAUCUUAUGUUCUUAUCAUAGAUUCUAUUCCUGCACAGGUUCAGGUCAGUCCAUCUACAUCUAAAUCUAUUUCUAAUACUCCUAUUCCUGAUCCUAUUUCUUCCUCGCUUCCUAUCCUAGACCAGUCACCAACUGAGGUUGUUUCUAUACCUACUCCACCUAUUCUUGCUGAUAUUGCUCCACACUUAGAUAUUGUUCCUCCAUCUCCAUCUUUAAGAAGGUCACAAAGGGUUUCUAAGCCUCCUGCCUAUCUGCAAUCCUACAAAUGCAACUCAGUUCAAUGUGAUCAAUCUUCUCACUCCACUUCUUCCAUCAAGUCAGGUUCCUUAUCUCCUUUUUCAGGUAUCAAAUACCCUUUAUCUUCUUAUCUCUCUACUUCUAAAUUGUCACCAUUUUAUGCCAAUUUUUGUUCCCUCAUUACUAACAUUCCUAAACCCAAGUCAUACUUUGAGGUUGUCCAAAAUCCUAAGUGGUAG
Messenger RNA from Quercus robur (English oak), 1698 nucleotides. RefSeq lists its product as uncharacterized. The record is from RefSeq and is a predicted model, not a curated record. Gene Ontology annotation, molecular function: nucleic acid binding; zinc ion binding. The transcript is spliced from 3 exons. Bases 1 to 1698 code for a protein of 565 amino acids. NCBI's taxonomy places the organism in Eukaryota, Viridiplantae, Streptophyta, Magnoliopsida, Fagales, Fagaceae.